AUGAGGUUAUUGAAACGCAGCUAUGAUACCCAACGCCUGGUGCAGAAAUUCUCACUUGGGAGAGGAUUACCGGAUGAUCUUAUAUGUCUUUCACGAGCUAUUGAUGCUUCGGGCGAUAUUAAGUCAAUAUUGGAACAAAAACUCACAGCCGUGGAAUCCAAAGCCGCCGCCGAAGACGAUAUCAGUAACUCUAAAAGCAUCCGACCUCUAUUACACCGUUUAAACUUGCAUGGUCCAGGAGAAUUGUCACGGUCCAUACAAGAUUCAAUUGAUGAAGAAAUGCUUCUACAGAAGCAACGUGUGGAAGAGGAUGCAGCCGCUGGUGAUUCAGCCCUCGCCCAUGACGUGCUAUUAAGCGAAGGGUCAGAUGCAGACCUUAAUGCAAUGCCAAAGAAAGUCAAGGAUUCAAAAGUGGAUGGGCCAAAGGGGCCGAGUGGACCUGACUCCCCCAGUGACACCGCCUGGAUUAUGCGACCAGAUGCCAGCAAGAUUCUAAGAAAUCUACAUGACGCUCUUGAGAACCUUUAUUCUGAGAAAGCAAAGCUAACGAAAAGGCUCCAGCAGACGUUAGACACUGCACAGCUUAGCCUAAAGUGGACACCUGGUCUUGGCCAUAUCGUCCACAUGAAAGGGACCAAAGCAAUGAAAAAAUCACUAGAGGAUCUAGGGGUAACACGUACCGUCUCCUCCUCAAAAUCCACGCGCUCGUUUUAUAUACCAUCUUGGACCCAACUUGGUGCCAAGUUAGAAAGCAUGAAGCAACAAAUCAGAGCUGAGGAACAACACAUAUUCAAGAGGCUACGGCAUACGGUGAUUUUGAACCUAGUCAAACUCCGCCGCAAUGCAAGUGUUUUGGACGAACUUGACGUAGCUUGCUCUUUUGCAGCUUUAGCAAAAGAACAAGGAAUGGUUAGGCCGAUUGUUAACAAUGGUUUAAGCCACAAAAUCAUCGGCGGCAGGCACCCUACCGUUAAACUUGGAGUCGAAGAACAAGGUCGCCCCUUCGUCAGCAACGACUGCUUUGUAGGGGGUAAGGAGCGAAUUCUACUUAUCACUGGGCCCAACAUGGCUGGCAAGAGUACAUUUCUUCGACAAAACGCUCUUAUAACUAUCCUUGCUCAAGUGGGCUCCUAUGUUCCAGCUGAGUACGCAGAGAUAGGGCUUGUGGAUAAGAUAUUCAGCCGCAUUGGAGCAGCCGACGAUCUAUUCCGCGAUCAAUCAACCUUUAUGGUUGAAAUGCUGGAGACCGCAUCCAUCCUAAAACAUGCCACUCCUCGUUCGUUUGUGAUAAUGGAUGAAGUUGGCCGAGGAACUACCCCGGAAGAUGGAACUGCCGUAGGGUUUGCUUGUCUGCACCAUCUUCAUAAUGAGAAUAAAGCCCGCACUUUGUUCGCGACUCAUUUUCACGCUCUAGCGGAUAUGACGGCGGAUUUUGAGCACGUUGGCAGAUAUUGUACCGACCUGAAAGUGGAUUCAUCCGGCGGUUUCUCAUUCGUCCAUAAGUUAAGGCCUGGAAUUAACCGACAAUCUCAUGCACUCAAGGUUGCUCACCUUGCUGGCUUACCUCAAAGUGUGAUUGACGUAGCCAAAGACGUGAUUCAGAAAAUGCCAGCCAUGGAAACAGAGCUUGGCCAUCAAGUAGAAGAAGAUUGCCGCAAGGCAGCCCAUUCAGCCUCUUGA
Messenger RNA from Trichophyton rubrum CBS 118892, 1680 nucleotides. RefSeq lists its product as uncharacterized. Gene Ontology annotation, molecular function: ATP-dependent DNA damage sensor activity; mismatched DNA binding; ATP binding. Gene Ontology annotation, cellular component: nucleus. NCBI's taxonomy places the organism in Eukaryota, Fungi, Ascomycota, Eurotiomycetes, Onygenales, Arthrodermataceae. The transcript has a single exon. The record is from RefSeq and is a predicted model, not a curated record. Gene Ontology annotation, biological process: mismatch repair. Bases 1 to 1680 code for a protein of 559 amino acids.